AGCGGUAGUUCUUCCUUCUUACUAAUUUUCUGGAUUACCAAGCAUUGUAGUGCUUGCCAUGGCCAAUAUCGGCUAAACGUUAGCAUUCAUUCCAUUUUAUCACGUCUACUGGGAUACGCGACUCUGCACACAAUUUUGGUUGCUUCCUACGUCUGCAUUUUGUGUUUCGGAGCCGACGAUGACGCAUUAACCCGAGAUCCCGAGCCUGCCGACAACUAACAUUUCACAUCGCAACAACCAUUUCGCUUGUCGACAUAUCAACUAGAACAAAUGGAGGCUCGGGGCUCUGAGAAAGGUGGAGCACAAGAUGAUCGGAAUACUGGCGCUUAUAGACGUAGGUUAAACACAUCUUGUUGGAUGUGCAGGAAGCGCAAAGUCCGAUGCGACGCUACUGCCGAUGAUCCCUGCACCUCGUGCAAACGAGCUGGGGUUGAAUGCAGGCCCCAUCCACAUCAGCUCCAACCAACCAUGGCUCGUCGGCGCAGAGCUGCCCAAGCCAGAAAACCUCGGGUUACCCUGGACUCAACCCUUCACACUGAUCUAGAUGACCAGGCUUCGCCUCUAAGCCUCCCUUCGACAUCUAGCUCCGGGACACUUUCGCGCUUUUUCGAGGCUGGUAUCAUUUCCUCCAAUUGGAACGGAUUUGAGGAGAAUGGCACGUUUCGAAACGUAUACAUCGGCACGGAUACUGCGAAUUUGCACCAUCUGGUCCGGGAUAAUGAGCCACCUGGAAACAGUUUCCUUUGCUAUCCAUUUCCUGCAAUUCGUGAUGAACUGCCAUGGAAGCCACAACCUGAAAUGAUAGGCCAUCACUACCUCACGGUUGAGUCUAUAAAUGAUCUGAGUAGCUUUCCAGUCCACCCAGUGCGAGACGCACUCGUGGAGACUUAUUUCAAGGACAUACACCCGGGAUUUCCGGUCAUUGACGAAGCCGAGUUUCGUCGAAAGUACACUGAGCCCAGCGACCCGCCAUCCUUGUUAAUAUUUCAGGCUGUUCUUCUAGCAGCAGCUCGCAUAACUGAUCAUCCACAAGUCGCCGCCUCCCGUGCGAUGACAACAGCCACUCUUUACAGACGGGCCAAGACACUUUUUGAUCUGAGACAUGAAAGUGACCGCGUUGAUCUUAUCCAGGCCGCGCUACUGCUGGCUUGGUAUACGGAAGGUUCUGAUACGGUGGCCAGCAACGCGUAUUAUUGGGUUGGCAAUGCGACUCGAAUUGCUUUUGGUAUGGCCUUGCAUCGAACUGCAUCCCUUAGAUAUGUACCACCUCAGAGGACACGCUAUUACAGGAAAUACAAAAAGAUCUGGUGGAUGCUUUUGUAUAGUGAAGUGAUGUUAGCCUUGGAGUACGGCAGACCCUGUAUGAUUCGUACAGAGGAUUUCGAUGUAGGGCCAUUGGAAGACGAGGAUUUCAAAAACAUGGACGACUCGGAAGAUAAUAUUGUGGAUCGCGAUUUCUGCUCCGUUCUAUCUGACAUAUCUCUCGUCGCACUGGACGUUAUCAGUCUCCGAGCACCCAGAGGCAAACAGACUGAUGUUAACACUUCUUCUAUCGAGUAUCACUUGGCGCAAGUGGCAUUACGUAUACCCCCAAGUCAUGAUCUGUGGUCUUGUCAACUCCGUCUCGUCUACAACCUGGUUGUGUUGACCGUCUACCGAACCAGCAGUGCAGGCGAUGCAGCGAAACUCUGCUCCGAUGCAGCAUCCAAUAUCCUCACCACUUUUGAGGCCAUGAUUGUGCAAGGUACAAUUCGACAAUGCCAUCAAAGCGGUAUUACGGCUCUAAUGGGCGCUGCUAUUCAAUUUGCUCGCGAGAUCAGAUUGGCAGCUGCUAAAGGGUCCAUCAUCACAGCAAUUUCGGCUCAUGGCCAACUAGAACGACUUUUGGUCCCUGCAAACGCACUCUCGCCGUACUUUGCAAAUAUCGAGGCGAUAUGUAGACUCUGCAAGAGCCUCGCCGCACGUGCCGAGAUGGUCAUCAAAGAAUGCCUGGCCCAGCAUUCUCCUUUAUCAACGUCCCAACUGCCUGCCAAAACCAACAUUGAUUGGGGAGACAUUAUGACGAAUUAUCGGAUGCCAAAUGUUGGGUUUGGGCUGGAUACUGAGGAUUGGUUGAAUGACUUGUGUCGUGAUUCCCUUGGCCAAGCCAAUAUAUAAUUCAUUGUAGGUAACCCUAACCCUAAAAAAAAACACAAGUCGUCGAACCUGGGUUCCCGAAUGGAUUAGAUAUCGUUGGAGAUUCGACUUUUUUGGGGGGUCUCAAUCAGGAACUUCGGAAUUAUUGGCAAACUGACUGCGCAGAGAGAUUGUUAGUCGAUUCGGCCAGGAGGUGCUCGCUGCAGGCCUGUCUGAUUACGACCCCGAAACCAUUUCUCUUAUAUCAACUACCAAACUGAUGAAACAGAAACUUGGCAGUAGAUUACGGACUGUCAAUGCAUAGUCAAGAUAUCACGGGGAGCCCAGGAAAUACGUGCAAGACAAAAUUUCAGACCUGGGUGACGACGUGAUUCAUCUUAUUGAUGGGGAGGCCACUUUGUA
This is a messenger RNA of Talaromyces proteolyticus, 2538 nucleotides long. Its product is annotated as fungal-specific transcription factor domain-containing protein. Gene Ontology annotation, biological process: regulation of DNA-templated transcription; DNA-templated transcription. NCBI's taxonomy places the organism in Eukaryota, Fungi, Ascomycota, Eurotiomycetes, Eurotiales, Trichocomaceae. The transcript has 2 exons. Gene Ontology annotation, molecular function: DNA binding; zinc ion binding; DNA-binding transcription factor activity, RNA polymerase II-specific. The record is from RefSeq and is a predicted model, not a curated record. The coding region runs from base 271 to 2157 and encodes 628 amino acids.